Suillus discolor is the source of this 2553-nucleotide messenger RNA. RefSeq lists its product as uncharacterized. The record is from RefSeq and is a predicted model, not a curated record. The coding region runs from base 1 to 2553 and encodes 850 amino acids. The transcript has 8 exons. NCBI's taxonomy places the organism in Eukaryota, Fungi, Basidiomycota, Agaricomycetes, Boletales, Suillaceae.
AUGGUGAUAUGGCUUGGACAUGGAGGAAAUGCCUGCCCAUGGGAGGAUGAUCCAGGGGAGUUAGAUUUUUUUGCCACAGGGGAAGGUAGUACCGACAGCACAGAUGCUGAGGGUACCGCCGAUGAAGAAACGGGAGCGCCAUCCUCAAAGGAUGCCCAUGACCUCCCGACUGGCGUGCCAUUUAUCAAGAAUUCAAAGGCGAUGACGACAAUAGUUGACAAGUCCGGAGUACAUACUCACAUUAUCAAGUAUUGCACAUGCCCAGACGCCACCACCGCCAACAUACAGCUGUUUGAAAUGGGAUUGUUUGCAGCGUCUUUCGUAGAACCAAAGACCGCGUUUACCAUCGGUGUAUUGGAUGACUUCUUGCUGGACAAUCUGGAGUGCGGGACCUCGGCGAUGAAUUACUAUAGCAAAUUGCGGAGGAUGACAACCAGUGUCUUUCCUCACACAGUGCCAGACCGAUAUCGAGAGUUAAUGAGGGUCGCCAGACAAUGGCGGAAACUCAAGCUAUUGAAAUGGAAUGGCUUCGGCCAUAAGGAAAAGGAAGUCAGACCCGGCGAUCUAGCCCUCUUUUGUCCGGCAUGUCCACAGCCAGGAAUCAACCUCACUGUGCCAACUGGCGAUGUCAAACAGGCCAGAGAUGCUAAAGAUGCAUAUGAUCUUGAAACGCCAAGUUGGCUGUACACAAGAUCACUAGUUAUGGAUGGAAACUUCAAAGCUGAGCAUCUCUAUGCAAAAAAUCCUGCCAAUGAAGUAUCGCUAAUGGAUGGCCGUGGCUUCAUGGUCGGCAAUCACAUUUACAAGAAACACUUGGCUGUUGCCAAGGAUGCUAUUCAACAGUCAGAGUGCAACAAUCACCGCGCAGUUAAUCAGGCGAACACAUCCUGUCACAAACUGGAAGCCACCGGAAUCAGCGGUUGCGCCUGUGCAAGGCAUGGUUGCUUUGUGCCCCAUGCAAUGGUAGACUUUCAGAAAGGAGAAAGACAAAUAAACAUGGAUUAUGCUCUGUGCGAGGCAUUGAAAGUGAAUGCCGAAGGGAUUCGCCGAGUAUUAACUUUCUAUGAUGUGAACUGUCAGUAUCACAAGAAUCUCAAGGAGUGCAUCACCAAUAGUCCUUUCCUGGAGAUUCCUAUGGAGCUAGAUAUUGUCCCCGGCAUCGGACUAUGGCAUGUUUAUGGCCAUCAAGACAACUGCUACGUCAGAUAUGCUUCCAAUUUCAUCAAGGGAGCAGCUCGGAUUGACGGCGAGAUCAUGGAGACCCUGUGGGUGCCACUAAACAUCAUAUCGCCGGCAGCUCGUGGCAUGGGGACUCCACACCGGAAAGAAUGCCUCGACUAUCAAAUGAACGAUUGCAAUUUCAUGAAGAUGAUUAGAAUGAGCAAAUCCCUUUGCCAGAAAUACAAGGAAGCUGUUAAAGGAGUCGCCGAAAGCAAAUUGGCAUUUGAGAGACUUGAUGAGAGUGCCGACGCCGAUAAAGUCCGAGAUUGGGAGGCCCAAGACAGGUCGGUGCAGGAAUGGCGCAGCCAAGAUUCAUCAGUGAUGGACAUAUAUGAAGUUCAACUGCAGAAAGCACCAACAAGAAAACAGCAAGAGCUACAGUUGUUGGCAGCUCAAGGCCAGCAUCCGGGGCCUGUUCGCUGGAGGGGUGUGGUGACAUGGAUAGCUGAGGGCCUUACUAUUGAGGAAGCUCAGGUCACCUUGCAGAUGGAAGUUAAACAGCUUGGACGCCAACCGACCGACAGUCAGCGAUUGCAAAUCAGUCGCCGACGUGACACACUUCAACGGGAUAUUGAUCGGUGGGUGGAGGCUGGAGCAACAUUCAUCGGCGAUGAAUUGGGUGACGACAACACACAAAUCAUGGAGCAAGAUCUUUUAAUCCUAGGAGAAGUAGAAGAUGAAAUGAAGGAUGAAGGCAGAUUUUUUGAGCCAGAGAAGGUGCUCAUCCCCUUGCCUUCCAAUUUGGGGCUAGAAAAAUGUUCAGCUCUCGGCAUCGCCAAUUUGGGUCAAGCCAACGAUGCCCUGCACAACAUUAGGGUGCAUUUGGCGGACAAGGCGGUGAUAUUCCGGAAGACAGUCAGAGUUGCAAAGUCACAAGCAAUGGCCACCAGAGCUUGGGCUCAAGUUCAUUCGGUGGACAGGGCGAGAUACCAAAUAUUGGCAAAAGAGCAUCUCAAGGUUAGUACAGCGGUGGCAGAUCCGAACACAAGGGGACAGAGGAACGAUGUAUUGCCUUGGUUUUGGUCAUUGGAUGUGCAGCGUGACUCUGACAGCAGUGAGUGGUUAAAUGAGUUUUACCAUGUUCAUUGGCUUCGUGCCAAAGCUCUCAGAGAUCGUUGGGCGGAGGCGAUUUUGCUUGUGGAGCAUGAAAUGGAGUGGACCUGUAACUUCUUCCAUCAGAAGGGUCAAGAAUGGAUCUAUCUCGGCGCCACGUGCAAGCAGUGUGAGAAGGGACACUUGGCAUACGCGGCGAGGCAGUGCAAAAUCUAUGAAUGUCUCUUUACAGAGGCAAGACAUGCUUUCGACCGGAUAAAAGCGAAUGUGUCUCACUAG